This is a messenger RNA of Panicum virgatum (switchgrass), 1290 nucleotides long. Its product is annotated as phosphoenolpyruvate carboxylase kinase 2-like. Gene Ontology annotation, cellular component: nucleus; cytoplasm. The transcript is spliced from 2 exons. The coding region runs from base 46 to 933 and encodes 295 amino acids. Lineage: Eukaryota; Viridiplantae; Streptophyta; Magnoliopsida; Poales; Poaceae. The record is from RefSeq and is a predicted model, not a curated record. Gene Ontology annotation, molecular function: calcium-dependent protein serine/threonine kinase activity; calmodulin binding; calcium/calmodulin-dependent protein kinase activity. Gene Ontology annotation, biological process: peptidyl-serine phosphorylation; protein autophosphorylation; intracellular signal transduction.
AACCCAAGAAAUCUAUUUCAGAAAAACAGAAGAAAUUACUGAACUAUGAGUGCGGAGCUGAAGAGGGACUACGAGAUCGGCGAGGAAAUCGGUCGCGGCCGCUUCGGGGUGGUCCACCGCUGCACGUCCCGCGCCACCGGCGAGGUCUUCGCCGUCAAGUCCGUGGACCGUUCGCAGCUGGCCGACGACCUCGACCGCGAGCUCGCGCUGAUGGAGCCGAAGCUGGCCCAGCUCGCCAGCGCGGGCAACCCCGGCGUGGUGCAGGUGCACGCGGUGUACGAGGACGAGGCGUGGACGCACACGGUGAUGGACCUGUGCACGGGCCCGGACCUGCUCGACUGGAUGGGCCUCCGCCGCGGCGCGCCGGUGCCGGAGCCCGUGGCGGCCGCCAUCGUGGCGCAGGUCGCCCAGGCGCUGGCGCUGUGCCACCGCCGCGGGGUGGCGCACCGCGACGUCAAGCCCGACAACAUCCUCAUCGACGCCGCCGCCGAGGAGGACGAGGAGGACGGCCGCGGGGCGGCGCCGCGCGCGCGCCUGGCGGACUUCGGGUCCGCGGCGUGGGUGGGCGCGGGGGGCCUGGGCCGCGCGGAGGGGCUGGUGGGGACGCCCCACUACGUGGCCCCCGAGGUGGUCGCCGGCGGCGAGUACGGCGCCAAGGCCGACGUGUGGAGCGCCGGGGUGGUGAUGUACGCGCUGCUGUCCGGCGGCGCGCUCCCCUUCGGCGGCGAGAGCGCCGCGGAGGUGCUGGCGGCCGUGAUGCGCGGCAUCUUGCGGUUCCCGCCCAGGCUGUUCGGCGGCGUGUCCCCGGCGGCCAAGGACCUGAUGCGGCGCAUGAUCUGCCGCGACGAGUGGAGGAGGUUCACCGCCGAGCAGGUCCUCGCUCACCCGUGGAUCGUGACCGGCGGCGGAGCCCGGGCAAUGGAGCAGCCGUAGAGAUACGGCGACGGAUAACCGAGAACGUUGUGUAUACGGUUUUGUACGUACGGACCAGGGACGUUAGGAGAGUGAUGAGUUUGUAGCAUAGUACUGUACGCUGCCGCCGGCUGCAGAGUAGCAUCGCAUCCCCGCCGGUGCCGUCGCAGCAGAGCAGGUCGAUCGGCGACGAAGCUUCUAGGCUUCUGGUUUUCUUGUCCCGGUCUUUGGGAUGCUCUUCUGCCUAACAGUAACAGAGCGCCCUCUCGGCUUUCGGCCUUUUUUUUUUGGAACUAGCUGGGUGUAUAUACACUGACCGUCUUGUAUAAAUGGAGCUUGAAUAAUAAACGGAGCCGGCCCUCGCGCUCCCUUUCCAUA